AUGCCAGAAAAGCUCCCAUGGGAGAGAGUGGUUCCUAUACAUGAUAUACUCAAGGUGUUGACACCAGGGUCUGCCACUGUAAUUCGGUUCCCAGCCAGUAUUAUGCUUCCUAGAGCAACUGAGGAUGAACAAGCUAUCCUGAUACUUACUGUGAGGAAGCUUCAUCCCGCAGAUGAGCUAAAGGUGGCUAUCUCAUGGGAGCGCCUUGCGUUACUAGAUCAAAUCCCCAGGGGUAUAGAAGCGCUGUUCUUCAAUGUGAUGUCAGAUUCGGGUUGGAAUAUUCCGGCAGAAGAUAUCUCACAGAUUGCAAAAAAGUGGACACCCCAGCUAGAAGGCGAUAUGCGUCAAUUCUGGUCCCAGUUCAGUGUGAUAUACUGUAAAGAUCUUAAAACAAAGGAGGAUAUCCUUGUGACCUUCUUCCAAAUCUGUACUAAGGCAUUCUGA
Trichophyton rubrum CBS 118892 is the source of this 444-nucleotide messenger RNA. RefSeq lists its product as uncharacterized. The transcript has 3 exons. NCBI's taxonomy places the organism in Eukaryota, Fungi, Ascomycota, Eurotiomycetes, Onygenales, Arthrodermataceae. The record is from RefSeq and is a predicted model, not a curated record. The coding region runs from base 1 to 444 and encodes 147 amino acids.